AUGCUUCUACAGAUGCAACACAUGAAACAAAUGAUUAUGGAAAAUGACUCUUCAGUGUCAGAGUUCAUACUUAUGGGACUGACAUACCAGCCUGAGCUCUGGUGGCCCUUAUUUGUUCUGUUCUUGGUGAACUAUACAGCCACUGUGAUGGGAAACCUGAGCUUAAUGACUCUCAUCUGUCUGAAUUCUCAUCUGCACACACCAAUGUACUUUUUUAUUCUCAACUUGUCCUUCAUUGACUUCUGUUAUUCAUUUGUUUUUACCCCAAAAAUGCUGAUGGGAUUUGUCUCAGAACACAACACCAUCUCCUUCACAGGAUGCAUGACUCAGCUAUUUUUUUUCUGUCUUUUUGUUAACUCUGAGUGCUAUGUGCUGACAGCCAUGGCCUAUGAUAGAUAUGUGGCCAUCUGUAGGCCUCUGCUGUACACAGUAGUUAUGUCUCCCAGGGCUUGUUCCCUGUUAAUGCUUGCUGCACACUUGAUGGGUGUCUCUUCUGCUGUUGUACACACAGGAUGUAUAAUUCAGCUCAGGUUUUGUGGUUCAAAAGUAAUCAACCACUACAUGUGUGAUACUUUCCCCCUCCUUGAGCUCUCCUGUGGUAGCAGUCAUGUCAACGAGCUUGUAAGUUCUGUUUCUGUGGCUGUCGUUGUUGUUAUAUCUAGCCUAAUUAUUGUAUCCUCAUAUGCUUUGAUUCUUGUCAAUGUUAUCCAUUUGUCAUCAUCUAAGGGUUGGUCCAAAGCUGUGAGCACAUGUAGCUCUCAUAUAAUAACUGUUGCCCUGUUCUAUGGAUUUGGUUUGCUUGCUCAUAUCAAGCCAUCAUCUGCAGAAUCUGUAGUUCAGAGGAAAUUUUUUUCAGUAGUUUAUACUUUUGUGCUGCCUUUGUUGAAUCCGCUCAUUUACAGCCUCAGGAACAAGGAUGUCAAACUUGCUUUGAAGAGAACACUAAAGACAGUUACAAUCCAAGGGAAGUGCUUAUGUUGUAGCCAUAAAUCUUGA
Mus musculus (house mouse) is the source of this 996-nucleotide messenger RNA. It is a transcript of the gene Or8c10, whose product is annotated as olfactory receptor family 8 subfamily C member 10. The record is from RefSeq and is marked validated. Gene Ontology annotation, molecular function: G protein-coupled receptor activity; olfactory receptor activity. NCBI's taxonomy places the organism in Eukaryota, Metazoa, Chordata, Mammalia, Rodentia, Muridae. Gene Ontology annotation, cellular component: membrane; plasma membrane. The transcript has a single exon. Gene Ontology annotation, biological process: detection of chemical stimulus involved in sensory perception of smell; G protein-coupled receptor signaling pathway; signal transduction. The coding region runs from base 1 to 996 and encodes 331 amino acids.